Molecule: messenger RNA, 2157 nt
Organism: Penicillium soppii
Lineage: Eukaryota; Fungi; Ascomycota; Eurotiomycetes; Eurotiales; Aspergillaceae
Exons: 3
Coding region: 1-2157 (718 amino acids)
Biological process (GO): negative regulation of transcription by RNA polymerase II
Cellular component (GO): Sin3-type complex
Molecular function (GO): histone deacetylase binding
Source: RefSeq, a predicted model, not a curated record
AUGGAGGUAGCCGAGAGCAGAGAACAGGCCUCCGUUGGUCACCCAACAGGGGCAGAGCCCACGCUUCCGAAUGGCGAGCGGAACCCUUUUCUGGAUGACCCGCUCAUGGAUGAUGAUGGACGCUCAAGUAGCUUGAGUGAGAUUGACGAUGUCUCGGACAACGAGCCGUCAGACUUUGAAGAUGCCAUCAAGUCAGACAAGCCAACGGAUAACGAUUCGGAGGCCGAGACUGAACGAAUCGAGGAUUCUCCACACAACAUCAGAAAACGAGACAUUGUCUUAAGUGCCACUAGUGCCGGGCCAAGUCCGAGCAAGCUUCACCAGUCCACGACGCUCGACGAUGUCGAAGAUAUCGACGAUGACGCACUUUUGGCGGACGAUUCACCCAGCAAACCGCGCCGGUCCUCGAAAAACAACGGCUUGACCGACGAUACCCCAGACCUUGGCUAUCCAGAACUUCCCGAUAGCAUCGGAAAGAAGAGAAAACGCGUUGAGAUCGGUGACGAAACCGGCACCGAAUUGGGUGACGAUGACGAGCCCAUCAAGAAGCGUCGGAGCUCAAGCAAGAGUGAUUUGAGUGACCCGAUCGACGACGAUACCCCACUAUCACCGGAGCCGCUCGAUGACACUAUGGCGAUGAACGAUGAUGACACUCCAGCCGACGAUGGUCUGGAAUUGGACCUCCCAGCCGCCCCGCCUUUGAAAGGCAAAAAGGGCAAAAAGGGUAAGCGGAAGGGAAGAAGGGGCCAGGAUGCCGACGAGGAGACAGACGUUGGCGUUGAGGCCACGAUAGAGGACGUCGCCGAUGAGAUUCGCGGAGAAGACGAUGAGCCUACGGAGCGAGGAGAUGAGCCUGAUGACGCCAAGACAGUUGUCCAAGUCGAAGAAGAGUCCAUGAAAAAGAUGUCUGCUAUGGAUUCCCUUGCGACAUUGGAGAAAGAGUUUGCAGCUUUACGUGACAAGAUUUAUGAUGAACGGAUAUCGAAGCUUAACCGCGAGCUGGAGAUGCUUACCGGACCAAAUCCGACACAUCCCGAGUACUUGCGACAGAUUGAGUGUGUGCAACGUCAUCGGGACGCCAAGAUCAAAUACGAGGGAAACUUGUAUCGAUACCGCAUGAAGUCCCUCAUGAACAAAGCUUUGGCUGAGCGAUCACAAGCACACAGCACAUACUUCCAACGGAUCCGAGAUGUGCGCGAGCGGCAUUCGUCUGCGAUCAGCAAGCAGUUCUAUGCAAUCCAGCACGAUCGUUUCAAGACAGACGAGGUUAGCCCGCAUCACAUCAUUGCUUUCCCUACUCGUCGCUCGCAGCAGAUUGCACACCAGGCUGCAUACAACCAGGAGGUUUCAAUCAUGGCUGGUGUUGCCAAAUAUGUUGGCUUCCCCGCUGCUCCGUCCUUGCUGGGCGCACGUCCGACCGAGCUCGAUGACGACCUUGAGAAAAUGGGCAUCACCAUCGAAACUCGUGCCUCAGCACCUCGGCAUUCAUCAGCGAUGCCUCCACGAACUACUAUGUCCACCAUGUCUUCUAGCGCCUUCCGCAACGCUGCGGAAGAAGCGUUUUUAGAACAAACCCCCUGGGCAAAUCCUCAACAUCCGAUACACCAACAGCAGCAACAUCAACAACAACAACAUACCCAGCAGCACCGACCGCAACCUCGUCCGUUCGAGCACCCGCAGCCAUCGUCAUAUGCAACCCCCGCGGCUCAAAAACGUGUAGUAGACGUGAAUGCGCCAAACGGGUCCGCAUCAACGAUUCCCGAGAACGCAUCAGCGGCCAACUCAUCGGCCAACAACACCCCCUAUGGCAUGGAGCAAGACCCGAGGAAUCACCCUCAAGGACCCUUCCGAAACCCAGACUAUGAUGUCGAUCAUGGCAAAUCUGGUUUCCGGUCCCAAACUUCAUCACCAUUAGAUGUGCGGAAGUCACAACCGCACCUCUCUCACCCCCUCGGACGCCACUCCCCUGCCACCCCCUCCCAUAACCACCUCUUCUCUCCACCUCCCGCCCGCCAAGGCCUGUUUCAGCCUUCCUCGGCUCUCCAGCGUGAAACUUCGCCAUCACUUUCGUCUAAACCGGUUGACGCGGUACAUUACCGCCCCCAUCAAUCCGGCAUACCGACAGGAUCUGGUUCAAAUCAUAUGUCAAACCGAUAA